GGCUUCCACACAAUUUUGGACCCCCUUGUGGCUACCCUAAAUGUGGAUUAUGAAAUCAUUUUUACAUAACUAAUUUUUGCUAUCAUUAUUUUUUUACAUCUGUUAUUAGACAGUGGCAACGCGGAACACUAAUUUAACCCACAGAUUUUCUAGAGGGACGGCUUUAGGCGGAACACAACAGUAUCGUACCACAUGCAUCUGCAAUUUUUUUUUCUAUUCAGAAGUAAGAAAUUCCGCACGAAAAUUAGAGUUCAAGCACAAAGAAGGAAAUAUAGAGAUAUCAGCAAAUCCCGGGAGGAAACCACCGGUGCAGCCAAUGAUGAACAUAUACCCAAGAACUCUGAUGGGAGAUCGGAGGAGGAGCUUCAAUGCAGCCUGAGCCUGAUAGCUCAGGGAAGAGAUCCUUCAGAGUUGCUGCAGUGUGUCUGGGGCUGCUGUGUGUUCUCCUACUGGCUGGGAUCAUAGGCCUGUCUGUCUACUAUGGUGGGGUCUCUAAGAGCUUCUUAGCCUAUAAGACCAACUCAUCUGCAGCUAUAGAACAGCUACAGACCAGCAACAACAACCUGACUAAAGAGAGAGACCAGAUACAGACCAGAUACAACACCCUGACUAAAGAGAGAGACCAGCUACAGAAUAGUUACAGCACCCUGACUAAAGAGAGAGACCGGCUACAGACCAGUUACAACACCAUGACUAAAGAGAGAGACAAGCUACAGACUGAGAGAAAUUUUCUUAGCAAUCUCAGCUGGCAGAAGUUUGAAUCCAGUUGGUACUUCCUGUCUACUGAGUCUAAAACCUGGAAGGAGAGCAGAAAGGACUGUCUGGAGAGAGGAGCAGACCUGGUGAUGAUAAACAGUGAUAAGGAACAGACAUUUCUCUUCAACCUCAAGAAGAGAGUCUGGAUUGGUCUGACUGACUCUGUUAAGGAGGGGACCUGGAAAUGGGUGGACGGCACCCCACUGACCACAAGGUACUGGUAUUCCAAACAGCCUGAUAAUGCAGGCCCUAAUGGGGACGAGGACUGUGCUGAGAUACACAAAGACCAGAGUCCUCUAAAGGCAUGGAAUGACAUGUCAUGUGACAGCAAACUCAACUGGAUUUGUGAGAAAGCGGUUUAACAUCACCAUGACAACAUGCUGUAACACAUACAGUAGCCUUCAGUGCACAGAACUUCCUCCUCUGUCUCUGUCUCUCUCUCUCUUUGUCUCAAACUCAGGCACACAAAUGUUGUAUUUAUUUGUAUUAGUAUAUUAAUAAAAGUCCUACUUGUUUCCUGA
Molecule: messenger RNA, 1277 nt
Organism: Oncorhynchus mykiss (rainbow trout)
Lineage: Eukaryota; Metazoa; Chordata; Actinopteri; Salmoniformes; Salmonidae
Source: RefSeq, a predicted model, not a curated record